AUGACUCAGUCUCGGCUUUUGCCAGCUGUGCUGCUUGCAGCCUCGUCCUGGCUCCUUGUCUCACUCCUUGGCUCGCAGCAGACCUCCUUCCUGACCGGCACUGCGCCGGCGUCUUCGCGGCAGAGCCGAACGGCCAUGCGAGGCUUCAAGGAUGACUUCUACGCAUGGAAGGACUCCCUGAGCAAGGAUGAGCAAGCUUUGAUCCUGAAGCAGGCGCAGAACGAGUUCGACAAGAAGUUCCGCAAGAGCGACACCUUCAGCCAGGACCUGCCAGAGGAGAAGAUCCAGUCCUUCGCCAAGGUCCUCAAGAAGUUCUUCGACAACGAAAAGGAUGACUACAAGAAGGACGCGGAGCAGCGGACUCCCGACUACGAUGCUCUGAAGAACAAGGCGGCCCUGGUCUCCUACGACUUCGGCCUGAAGCGACGCGUCGUGGAGAUCGACCGCGACGCCGACCGCCGCUGGAUGUACGCGUCCAUGAAGGCGCGCGUGGCCGAGGCCGAGGACAAGGAGGUCUCCGACAGCGCCCCCUUUGAGGACGCCUACAAGUUCUCCAAGGACACCGCGGAGAAGGUCCACGACUUCAUCUCCAAGGCCAACAGCGCCAGCAGCGCCCCGAAAGAGCUGAAGGGUGAGAUCGACAAGAUGCUGAAGGAGAACCCGCCCUCCGACGACUUCAAGGUGAGGUUCCCCCGGGUCUUGCAUGAGCGCCUCGCCCAGAAGGCUUUGGCGCUGGCGCAGGAGAUCGAGGACUACAAGGCGAACCAUUCCGAGGCGGAGGUCAAGGAGUUCAACACCAGGACUGCGCCGGAGGAGUUCCUGAAGACGGCGACCGAUCUCAUCGGGCCGUACUACGAGGCCCGGGAGGCCAACGAGAAGAAGGUGGAGGACCUGAAGGCCUUCUUCCGCUCCCAGAAGAAGGUGGCCGGCAAGACCAAGGCGGACAUCGUCAAGGAGAUCUUCAAGGUCAUGCCCAAGUACUCCGACACGCCCAUGCCGCCGCUGGACGAGGAGAUGCUCGCCGACUUGGCCAAGAUCCCUGCCGUCCUCGAGGGUGAGUUCAAGCACAACUGGGGUACCGCGGAGAAGCUCUACAAGUCCGAGGCCAUCGACUCUUUCGGCAACAAGUACCUCCUGGGCGUCUUCGAGACCGUGAAGGAGGCCGAGAAGGCCUUCGACGAGUGGAACAAGGAGUACGAGCAAGCCGGAGUGGACGUGCAGGAGUCAUUGAGCGGAUGGGCCAAGCAGCAGGAGGCGGCGCUCGCCGAAGACCAGGACGAGGUGGACCGCCUCCGCAAGCAACUUGAGGAGGCCGUGAUCGUUGUCUCGAUUAAAGGGAUGACGCAGCGGCUGUUGCCAUCGUUGCUCCUUGCAGCCUCAUCCUGGCUCCUUGUUUCGCACCUGGGAUCGCAGACCUCCUUCCUGACCGGCACUGCGCCGGCGUCUUCGCGGCAGAGCCGAACGGCCAUGCGAGGCUUCAAGGAUGACUUCUACGCAUGGAAGGACUCCCUGAGCAAGGAUGAGCAAGCUUUGAUCCUGAAGCAGGCGCAGAACGAGUUCGACAAGAAGUUCCGCAAGAGCGACACCUUCAGCCAGGACCUGCCAGAGGAGAAGAUCCAGUCCUUCGCCAAGGUCCUCAAGAAGUUCUUCGACAACGAGAAGGAUGACUACAAGAAGGACGCGGAGCAGCGGACUCCAGACUACGAUGCUCUGAAGAACAAGGCGGCCCUGGUCUCCUACGACUUCGGACUGAAGCGACGCGUCGUGGAGAUCGACCGCGACGCCGACCGCCGCUGGAUGUACGCGUCCAUGAAGGCGCGCGUGGCCGAGGCCGAGGACAAGGAGGUCUCCGACAGCGCCCCCUUUGAGGACGCCUACAAGUUCUCCAAGGACACCGCGGAGAAGGUCCACGACUUCAUCUCCAAGGCCAACAGCGCCAGCAGCGCCCCGAAAGAGCUGAAGGGUGAGAUCGACAAGAUGCUGAAGGAGAACCCGCCCUCGGACGACUUCAAGGUGAGGUUCCCCCGGGUCUUGCACGAGCGCCUCGCCCAGAAGGCUUUGGCGCUGGCGCAGGAGAUCGAGGACUACAAGGCGAACCAUUCCGAGGCGGAGGUCAAGGAGUUCAACACCAGGACUGCGCCGGAGGAGUUCCUGAAGACGGCGACCGAUCUCAUCGGGCCGUACUACGAGGCCCGGGAGGCCAACGAGAAGAAGGUGGAGGACCUGAAGGCCUUCUUCCGCUCCCAGAAGAAAGUGGCCGGCAAGACGAAGGCGGACAUCGUCAAGGAGAUCUUCAAGGUCAUGCCCAAGUACUCCGACACGCCGAUGCCGCCUCUGGACGAGGAGAUGCUCGCCGACUUGGCCAAGAUCCCUGCCGUCCUCGAGGGUGAGUUCAAGCACAACUGGGGUACUGCGGAGAAGCUCUACAAGUCCGAGGCGAUCGACUCCUUCGGCAACAAGUACCUCCUGGGCGUCUUCGAGACCGUGAAGGAGGCCGAGAAGGCCUUCGACGAGUGGAACAAGGAGCAGCUUGGCUUGCCAGCUCUGCACCGACUCCCGUUUUCCACGGGGCACCUCUCUCUCAGCAAUGUUUUAGUUUCCUUCCUUGACGAUACCACAAGGUACGAGCAAGCCGGAGUGGAUGUCCAGGAGUCAUUGAGCGGCUGGGCCAAGCAGCAGGAGGCGGCGCUCGCCGAAGACCAGGACGAAGUGGAUCGCCUCCGCAAGCAGCUCGAGGAGGCCGAGGCAGGGAUACCAGAUCAAACGUACUAUGUUCGCUUGGACAAUGACCUUGACUUGGAACGUGUUUGGUUCCUUGGUUCAGCCGCUUGGCCACAUGUGAUGCCUGCCAAAGCGAGCGUAGCACAGGUCAGGGAUGACGCAGUCUCGGCUUUUAUCAUCUUUGCUGCUCGCUGGCUCCUCCUGGCUUCUGGUCUCGCUCCUGGGACCUCCUUCCUGACUGGCACUGCGCCGGCGUCUUCGCGACAGAGCCGAACGGCCAUGCGAGGCUUCAAGGAUGACUUCUACGCAUGGAAGGAUUCCCUGAGCAAGGAUGAGCAAGCUUUGAUCCUGAAGCAGGCGCAGAACGAGUUCGACAAGAAGUUCCGCAAGAGCGACACCUUCAGCCAGGACCUGCCAGAGGAGAAGAUCCAGUCCUUCGCCAAGGUCCUCAAGAAGUUCUUCGACAACGAGAAGGAUGACUACAAGAAGGACGCGGAGCAGCGGACUCCAGACUACGAUGCUCUGAAGAACAAGGCGGCCCUGGUCUCCUACGACUUCGGCCUGAAGCGACGCGUCGUGGAGAUCGACCGCGACGCCGACCGCCGCUGGAUGUACGCGUCCAUGAAGGCGCGCGUGGCCGAGGCCGAGGACAAGGAGGUCUCCGACAGCGCCCCCUUUGAGGACGCCUACAAGUUCUCCAAGGACACCGCGGAAAAGGUCCACGACUUCAUCUCCAAGGCCAACAGCGCCAGCAGCGCCCCGAAAGAGCUGAAGGGUGAGAUCGACAAGAUGCUGAAGGAGAACCCGCCCUCCGACGACUUCAAGGUGAGGUUCCCCCGGGUCUUGCACGAGCGCCUCGCCCAGAAGGCUUUGGCGCUGGCGCAGGAGAUCGAGGACUACAAGGCGAACCAUUCCGAGGCGGAGGUCAAGGAGUUCAACACCAGGACUGCGCCAGAGGAGUUCCUGAAGACGGCGACCGAUCUCAUCGGGCCGUACUACGAGGCCCGCGAGGCCAACGAGAAGAAGGUGGAGGACCUGAAGGCCUUCUUCCGCUCCCAGAAGAAAGUGGCCGGCAAGACGAAGGCGGACAUCGUCAAGGAGAUCUUCAAGGUCAUGCCCAAGUACUCCGACACGCCCAUGCCGCCUCUGGACGAGGAGAUGCUCGCCGACUUGGCCAAGAUCCCUGCCGUCCUCGAGGGUGAGUUCAAGCACAACUGGGGUACCGCGGAGAAGCUCUACAAGUCCGAGGCGAUCGACUCUUUCGGCAACAAGUACCUCCUGGGCGUCUUCGAGACCGUGAAGGAGGCCGAGAAGGCCUUCGACGAGUGGAACAAGGAGCAUUUCGGACCGUACGAGCAAGCCGGAGUGGACGUGCAGGAGUCCUUGAGCGGCUGGGCCAAGCAGCAGGAGGCGGCGCUUGCCGAAGACCAGGAGAGGAUUAACAGGGGUUCCUUCUUGUUGAGUCUGCCCUUCUUUACUGACGAAGUGGACCGCCUCCGCAAGCAGCUUGAGGAGGCACGUUUCGACCGCUUGCUUGAGCCACUUGGCCAAUUCGUGACCUCCUUCCUGACCGGCACUGCGCCGGCGUCUUCGCGGCAGAGCCGAACGGCCAUGCGAGGCUUCAAGGAUGACUUCUACGCCUGGAAGGAUUCCCUGAGCAAGGAUGAGCAAGCUUUGAUCCUGAAGCAGGCGCAGAACGAGUUCGACAAGAAGUUCCGCAAGAGCGACACCUUCAGCCAGGACCUGCCAGAGGAGAAGAUCCAGUCGUUCGCCAAGGUCCUCAAGAAGUUCUUCGACAACGAGAAGGAUGACUACAAGAAGGACGCGGAGCAGCGGACUCCAGACUACGAUGCUCUGAAGAACAAGGCGGCCCUGGUCUCCUACGACUUCGGCCUGAAGCGACGCGUCGUGGAGAUCGACCGCGACGCCGACCGCCGCUGGAUGUACGCGUCCAUGAAGGCGCGCGUGGCCGAGGCCGAGGACAAGGAGGUCUCCGACAGCGCCCCCUUUGAGGACGCCUACAAGUUCUCCAAGGACACCGCGGAGAAGGUCCACGACUUCAUCUCCAAGGCCAACAGCGCCAGCAGCGCCCCGAAAGAGCUGAAGGGUGAGAUCGACAAGAUGCUGAAGGAGAACCCGCCCUCCGACGACUUCAAGGUGAGGUUCCCCCGGGUCUUGCACGAGCGCCUCGCCCAGAAGGCUUUGGCGCUGGCGCAGGAGAUCGAGGACUACAAGGCGAACCAUUCCGAGGCGGAGGUCAAGGAGUUCAACACCAGGACUGCGCCAGAGGAGUUCCUGAAGACGGCGACCGAUCUCAUCGGGCCGUACUACGAGGCCCGCGAGGCCAACGAGAAGAAGGUGGAGGACCUGAAGGCCUUCUUCCGCUCCCAGAAGAAAGUGGCCGGCAAGACGAAGGCGGACAUCGUCAAGGAGAUCUUCAAGGUCAUGCCCAAGUACUCCGACACGCCCAUGCCGCCUCUGGACGAGGAGAUGCUCGCCGACUUGGCCAAGAUCCCUGCCGUCCUCGAGGGUGAGUUCAAGCACAACUGGGGUACCGCAGAGAAGCUCUACAAGUCCGAGGCCAUCGACUCCUUCGGCAACAAGUACCUCCUGGGCGUCUUCGAGACCGUGAAGGAGGCCGAGAAGGCCUUCGACGAGUGGAACAAAGAGUACGAGCAAGCCGGAGUGGAUGUCCAGGAGUCCCUGAGCGGCUGGGCGAAGCAGCAGGAGGCGGCGCUGGCCGAAGACCAGGACGAGGUGGAUCGCCUCCGCAAGCAACUUGAGGAGGCACGGAUGACGCAGUCUCGGCUUUUAUCAUCUUUGCUGCUCGCUGGCUCCUCCUGGCUUCUGGUCUCGCUCCUGGGAUCCCAGCAGACCUCCUUCCUGACUGGCACUGCGCCGGCGUCUUCGCGGCAGAGCCGAACGGCCAUGCGAGGCUUCAAGGAUGACUUCUACGCCUGGAAGGAUUCCCUGAGCAAGGAUGAGCAAGCUUUGAUCCUGAAGCAGGCGCAGAACGAGUUCGACAAGAAGUUCCGCAAGAGCGACACCUUCAGCCAGGACCUGCCAGAGGAGAAGAUCCAGUCCUUCGCCAAGGUCCUCAAGAAGUUCUUCGACAACGAGAAGGAUGACUACAAGAAGGACGCGGAGCAGCGGACUCCAGACUACGAUGCUCUGAAGAACAAGGCGGCCCUGGUCUCCUACGACUUCGGCCUGAAGCGACGCGUCGUGGAGAUCGACCGCGACGCCGACCGCCGCUGGAUGUACGCGUCCAUGAAGGCGCGCGUGGCCGAGGCCGAGGACAAGGAGGUCUCCGACAGCGCCCCCUUUGAGGACGCCUACAAGUUCUCCAAGGACACCGCGGAGAAGGUCCACGACUUCAUCUCCAAGGCCAACAGCGCCAGCAGCGCCCCGAAAGAGCUGAAGGGUGAGAUCGACAAGAUGCUGAAGGAGAACCCGCCCUCCGACGACUUCAAGGUGAGGUUCCCCCGGGUCUUGCACGAGCGCCUCGCCCAGAAGGCUUUGGCGCUGGCGCAGGAGAUCGAGGACUACAAGGCGAACCAUUCCGAGGCGGAGGUCAAGGAGUUCAACACCAGGACUGCGCCAGAGGAGUUCCUGAAGACGGCGACCGAUCUCAUCGGGCCGUACUACGAGGCCCGGGAGGCCAACGAGAAGAAGGUGGAGGACCUGAAGGCCUUCUUCCGUUCCCAGAAGAAGGUGGCCGGCAAGACCAAGGCGGACAUCGUCAAGGAGAUCUUCAAGGUCAUGCCCAAGUACUCCGACACGCCCAUGCCGCCUCUGGACGAGGAGAUGCUCGCCGACUUGGCCAAGAUCCCUGCCGUCCUCGAGGGUGAGUUCAAGCACAACUGGGGUACUGCGGAGAAGCUCUACAAGUCCGAGGCGAUCGACUCCUUCGGCAACAAGUACCUCCUGGGCGUCUUCGAGACCGUGAAGGAGGCCGAGAAGGCCUUCGACGAGUGGAACAAGGAGUACGAGCAAGCCGGAGUGGAUGUGCAGGAGUCAUUGAGCGGAUGGGCCAAGCAGCAGGAGGCUGCGCUCGCCGAAGAUCAGGACCCCUCUUUGUGGGAUUCGAAAGCUCAAUUGCGCUCCAGGGAUCUUCUGUCCUGGCAAGAAGCGCAGAUUCUACUCUCCUGA
Molecule: messenger RNA, 6873 nt
Organism: Symbiodinium natans
Lineage: Eukaryota; Dinophyceae; Suessiales; Symbiodiniaceae
Source: the annotation of a GenBank genome assembly